AUGUCGGAUCGAUCCGGCGGCCCAGACACGGCUGCGGGUGGCGGUGUCGCCGCUGCAUCGCCGCCGCGGGUCAUCCAGGGCGACCUAUAUCGCAACCGCAACCUUGGUUCGGCCCUCUCGCUGCGCAAGCACGACCUCGAAACCACGCCCGGAUCAGCCGCCGCGCCCACCACCACCACCGCGGGCACUUUCACCAAGCUGCGCAACCUGAGCCAGCUACGCCUGUUCAGGGAUGAUGCGCAUCCUGAGACGUCGCCCUCGCCCACUUCGCCGCGCUCCGCCCUGCCAGCAUCGACCUCGUCGGGCCAGGUCAGCAACCGGAGCACGCUGGCCGAACUUCCCGCCGCCGCCGCCGCCGCCGACGCCGGACCCGCCGAUGGGGGCAGCAAGCUCAUCAAGCGGCGCUCCCGCCUACUCGAUGCCUUCCGCUCCAAGCGGCCGCAGAGCACCUUUGAGGUGGUGCGCAAGCCCAUCGGGCAGCGCAACAACAGCUCCAACUCGCAGCUCAACCAGCCCUCGAGCGUAAAGGCGCCGGCGGCGAGCAGCGACCACGACCACGACGAUGGCGCCGCGUCGGCCUUUGCCGUCGGCCCUCGUUCGGAGCUGGCCGAGGCGCAGAGGACGCGGACCGUGAGCGGGGCAUCCGACUACCCUCGGCGCUCGACGUCCGGUCGCAACAGCAGCGCCUCGAUCGCAUCCGACUUUGAGCGCGAGCUCGCCACUCGCCCAGCAGAGGGGCAGCUGCACACGCGCGGAGCCCAUCCGCCCUCGACGACAAAGACGCGGCGCCCCGGUCCAGGCCUGGGCCUGCCAUUCGGCGCACGCCGGCACAGCGGCCUCGGCGUCGACUCGGCCGCCAGCAACUCGUCCAGAGCCGCCUCGCCCCUGCCCAGCCCGGGCGUCGACACCAGCGCCGGCACCUUCAGCCUGCACUCGUUCCGCAACGUCCGCAGCGCCAGCGACGCCUCAAAGGCCGAAGGCGCAUCGAGCGUAAACGCCCGCAGGCAGAGCCUCUUGAACGGCGGCGAAGAGUUUGUCACGCCCACCGAAGAGCUCGUGCUGCCGUCUCCCUUUGCCGACGACGUCAAAUCCCCCGCCAGCAACCGGAGCUCGGUGGUGCUGUCCCCGCCCCAGGUCAAGGCGGCCAGCCCGGCAAAGGCAGUCGGGGUGUCACCGUUCCAGAGCCAGAACAACAACAGCAGCAUCUCGGUCGCCCGAUUCCGCCAGGCGGCACGCAGCCGCAGCGAACUCGGCGGCCUCGGCGCUGCCGACGACGUUCGCGCCUCGACGCCGCGCCUCAACCUGGCCGACCUGCAGGACCACGGCGAGAGGCUCCAGGGACCUAACCCGGCGUUUGCCAGCCCGCCGGCGGCCAUGUCGCCGUCGCAGGAGCUGGCCGCCCUCGAGGCGGAGCUGUCGCAGGGUGGGCGCUCCACGCCCUUGCUCAAGUUGCUCAGGGAGAGGGAGGCUUCACGGGGCCUCUUCAUCGUCGUCGAGGGACUCGACCGGGCCGGCAAGAGCACGCAGGUGGCCAGGCUGGCGGACAAGCUCGGCGCAAAGGAGAUCAAGUUCCCCGACCGCACCACCGCCAUCGGCCAGAUGAUCAACUCGUACCUGGCCCAGACCAGCAACCUCGACGACAAGGCCAUCCACCUGCUCUUCUCGGCCAACCGGUGGGAGUGCGUUCAGUCGAUCCUGACCACGCUCGCAGAGGGCCAGAGCAUCGUCUGCGACCGGUACGCCUUUUCGGGCAUCGCCUACUCGUGCGCAAAGGGCCUCAGCUUCGACUGGUGCAAGGCGCCCGACGUCGGCCUACCCCUGCCGGACCUCACCGUCUUCCUCGACCUGGACGCAGAGACCGCGGCCGCACGGGGCGGCUACGGCGAGGAGCGCUACGAGAAGAGGGAGUUUCAGGCCAAGGUGCGCGAGGCCUUCAAGCUGGUGUCGUCCGAGGUCAAGGACCACGGCGGCAAGUGGGCGACGGUCAACGCGGCGGGCUCCCUCGACGACGUCACGCGCGAGAUCCACAAGGUGGUGGUGCAGUCGACGGCAACCAUCGACCUGCGCGUCGGAGAGGUGGGCCGGCUGUUCAUCGACAGCAGGGCCACCGCCGCGCCGCCUCCCCCUGCCGCGCGCGAGGAGCCGGUCGACUGGCGCAAGCGGCAGAGCAUCGACGGGCUCGCAUCGCUCGGGAACGGCUCGCUCUUGCGCCACUUCCGGUCCGGAUCCAACAACGCCAGCGGGACGAUGCCGCAGCCGGCGGAGACCAAGGCGACGAGCCCGAGCUACGCCGACCAGCUCGCAGCGAUGCGAUCCGCGGCGGCCGGCACGUUUACCGGGCUCUUUGGCUCGCAGGCGGAUGCGGACAGGUCGUCGGGCCUUGGGCUUGAGCCGAACCCAACGACAUCGGCCGUCGCCGCCGCAGCCGCUGCCAAGGGCCAGGGUGUCGACUCGGACCGGGUGCUGGCCAGCUACAACGCCGCGCAUCCCGGUCGCAGGAUGACGCUCGUCGAGAUGAUCGACCAGAUCGAGGCUGGACGAAGCCCCGAUUCUGCGCCCAUCAACCUGCCGCCACCUUCGCAGCCCUGGGUUGCCGCCGAACGGCCGCCACCGCGCUCGAGGACGAGCUCGCACAGCGGUGUCGCCGCAACGCAGCCCGCCAGCGGACCGGCGCCCGCCAUCGAGGCCGCCGUCCUGGCCAACGCAGCAAACGGCGAGAGAUUCCCUUCCACGUUCGCCCUGGGCAACCGCUCUCGACGGAGCCUCAACGUCUCGGACAUCGCGCAACCCGCUGCCACCACCGCCAACAACGACAAGAACCGCCGGCGGACGGGCAGCGAAUCGUCCGACGACGAUGCGGAAGGCGAAGACUCGGACAGCGCACCCGUCGCGAAGCGUGCUGCCCCGCCGCAAUCCGCGGCGCCUUCACGUGCGGUGCCGCUGGUCUCGCCCAGCCCACAGCGGGCCACGAGCAUCUCGCAAAAGACAUCGACCACCCUCGAGUCGGCGAUCAGCACGCCUGCGACCGAGGAAGACGACGACUCUCCGCUCGGUCUUGCCGCCGGCCAUGGCAAGAGGAUCAAUGUCGCCGCCCCGUCUGCCGCGGCCUCUAUCGAGCCGUCAAAGGUGACCAGCACCUCCUCGCGAGGUCCUGCCGCUGGCCAGCAGGGACUCGCUCGGCCUGCGCUGGAUGCACGCAAGAGCUCAGCGUCGCCAGCGUCGCGACCGGCAUCACGACCGCAGUCGACGUCGCCUGCGCCACCGCCGCCGUCGUCGUCGGGCAUGCCGAGCUCUCCUCACCUCUACCAGCCCAUGCCCGGCAGCGAGGCUCACCAGCUCAGCUCGCAGCAGCUGGCCAUGCUGGCCGCCCAGCAGCAACAGCAGCAGCAGAUGCAGCAGAUGGAGAUGCAGCAGCAGUACAUGCAGCGCUACAUGGCCGCCGCCGCGUCGUCGAUGCACCAGGACCCCGUGGUGAUGCAGCGGAUGCACGCACAGGCCCAGGCCCAGGCGCAUUACCAGUACCAGUACCAGCUGAUGCUGAUGCAGCAGCAGCAGCACCACUUUUUCGCCCACGGCGCCGGGAGCAGCAUCUACGGCGGCAGCGAGAUUGGCACCGGGCCGCGGCAGCAGCCGUUGGCGGCGUUCAUGCAGCCAGGCGUCGGGAUGCCCCACUCGUCGAGCAUGUCCGAGUACGGCGGCGGUGGCGGUGGCGGAGGCGGGAGGAGGAGCGGGCAGCUGCACUCGCGGACUCGGAGCAGCAGCAGCGGGCUCAACGUCCUGCACGAAGGCGGGGCAGCGCAGCCCUCGGCGGUGGCGGGUCGCGGUGCAUCGCCUUCGUCGUCGCCGCAGCCGCCGAUGCUAUCGAUGAUGAUGGCCGCACCGCCGCCGCAGGCAUCGUCUUCGUCGGCGGCUGCUGCUGCUCCGUCCUCGCCGUCGCACGCGCAGCACAGCUUCCUGAUGGCCGCACCGCCCCCCUUUUUCCCCUACGGCUUCUCCCGACCGGGCCCGUCGGGUGCCCAGAGCGAGGUUGGCACCUCGACGGCGCCUAGAUCCCGUCGUUCAGCUCGAUCCUCGACUGCUGCUGCUGCUGCUCCAGGUGCCGUGGGUGCGGGCGCUAUGGGUCCACCACCGGUCCCCAACGGCGGAUCGAGGCUGUCAAAUGGGCGGGUCGACCACUAG
Molecule: messenger RNA, 4179 nt
Organism: Pseudozyma flocculosa PF-1
Lineage: Eukaryota; Fungi; Basidiomycota; Ustilaginomycetes; Ustilaginales; Ustilaginaceae
Exons: 2
Coding region: 1-4179 (1392 amino acids)
Biological process (GO): dTTP biosynthetic process; dUDP biosynthetic process; dTDP biosynthetic process
Cellular component (GO): cytosol; cytoplasm; nucleus
Molecular function (GO): dTMP kinase activity; ATP binding
Source: RefSeq, a predicted model, not a curated record